AUGGGUGAUCCCUGGCCACCGGCAGAGUACAGAAAGUCUUCAGAGAGUUUUUAACACCCUCAUCAUCCUGCUUUUUGCAGGAGGAGCAGAAGGGAUGGGGGCAGCUAAAGCACUCCGGCUGCCCACUGCAAGUACCAGCUCAUUUCUGGUGGGGACAUAGCCAAACCGUGGCUGCAAGACCCAAGCCUCCUGUACCUUUCUGACCUCCCGUUGGGUGAAUCCUGGAUUAUUUUGCAUAGGAAACAGGCAGGGUGAACAGGGUGUUGCUAGCAAACCAGUUCCCAGCGGUGGGAGUGAGCUUGAGUUCUGGGCAUGGUGGAAACCACGCUGCAGCUGAUAGCCCUGCCUUGGACUUCUGCAAGCGCAAUGGCUUCUGCUUGCAGUUUUGUGCUGUUUAUUCUCAUAACCUUUCCUGGCAGAGGCUGACCAGCUGAACGGACAAUCUUCCAGGAUGUGCUGGGAGGAAUGGAGCAAGCAGCAGGGAGCUGCCCCGAGUGCAGCUCUGGGGUUGGGUUUGCAGGAGUGGUCCGCACGUGUCUCCAGGUGCCUUAACGAGGCAUGCAAUUACAGUGGGCAGCUUCUGUCAGGAGACGAUUUCUGAAAGGUCACACACCCAACAGGACGGUGUGGCAAUAACAAGGAAGUGUUUGAGGUCUCAGGAACCUCAGAGAAGGAGAGCACCCAAGCAGCCACCUCCGAGGAGCUGUUCCUGUGGGCUGGAAGGAGAGGACAGGAGCUCCUGGAGGUGAAACCCAUGGCUGGUGUUUGCUGAGAGUCUUCGACUAAGCCCAUCAAGAGGGUCUUCCAAUGGGGAAAAACCUCAACAAUUUAAACUCAAGGGGACAUGGACUAAGUGGGCUGAGAAUAUGAAAAGAAAAUAAAAUGAUUAUUUAAAUUCCAGAAUAAGAAACUGAGGCAGUAAGAGGAAAAAGUGAAAGAAAAAAAAUCUCACUUAAGAGAAUACACGGCACAAAACUGGUGUUGGCUAAGCGUGGCCAAGUGCUUUCUUCAGCUGAGACCUUACAAUCGCUGGCUGCCGCUCGCUGAGAAAGGAGAUAGGGCGUGAAAGAGAUAAAGGUGGUGCUUUAUGUUAAUGGCAACGUUACCUGUUCUUGAGCUACGGGUAAUUCAGAGCAGACUGCAUGUAGAUCAGCGCGCUAAUUAGCAAAGCCCAGGAGGGAGUGCUGCAUGCAUGCCUGCGAGGACGACUGACUGCCUCGUCAAACGAGGCCCGGGAUGGAUGUCUCUCUACAGGCUUAUUUGCCAUGUGUGAAAAGAAAACGGUGUUUGCAUAGAGAAUUUGAUUCUGGGACACUGCCUGCAGGCCACAGCGAAGUCUCCUGAGAGCUUCUGAGGGUGCCGGAUUAUAACUUCCCUGCGGAGGAGGUACCCGUCCGGCACACACCUUCCACAUCUCAUCGUGGUGGAUGAAGAGUUUGUCACUGCACCAGAAGCGGUUACUUGCCUGAUUGCAAUCAACAUCAGCAGAAUCAGGCCAAUCAUCGGUAGUCAGAGAGGAAUUUGGCUUUUUAAAGCGGCUGACUUUCCCCAAACUGCAGAAAAUACAAAGUGUGGUUCAUCCUGAAGGAAACGUGGUGAAAUUUACUGAAAAUUGGGGAGCUUAUGAAGAGUUCAGCAGAUGACCAAAAGCCAUAGUUAAAACAGGCUGAUUUUAAUUCCGUUCUGUGCAGCACUCUGAGUGUGAGCUCUUGGGGAUGGAAAUCCCAAAUGUGAUAAAUGGGCCGAAGCUCUGCAACUUGCCGGGGAGGUGCUGCUGGAUGGUGGCUGGUAGGUAGGGGGUCUCACUGCACAAAAAUCAGCUCAAGGCCCACUUUUUUUAAGCUGUCAUCUUAAAAUAAACAUCAAAUGGUUGCUGGGCACACCUCGGAGCAGACAGGAUGGGUCACGUUGCCAGAAGGAGGUGCUGUGCCUUGGUGACACUGAGGAAGGCUCCAGUGUUAUUAUCAAGCGUGAGUCACUGCGGCCGGCCGAGCGCCCUGUUGGGAAGGAGAGGAACCAGGAAUAACGCCCUGGCCUCCUGUCCCUGUGCGAGCAGUCAGGUUCGCCCUCUCCUCCCUCCGUGAGAGGUUUCAGUUCAUCAUCCCGGUUUGACGGAGGCGGAGACCGGGUUGGCAAAUCCAGUCUGCGUGCCUGAGAAGUGACCGGAUUUCCAGAGGCACGGGGAGGCUGCGGGCUCUCCUUUGAGUCUCUGGGAGUGCUCUGCAAAUCGGGGUGCCACUUUUGGGGCCAUAACACAGCAUUUAACCAAUGUUGGGAUCCCCAGCUUUCAGACCACUGGGGCUGAAUGGCGUCUAAGCUGAAAGUUUGAGUCUACCGAAGAUUUCCAAGGGGCUUUUUUGGGGGGGUGGGAGGUGCUGCUGGGGCUGGCAGCCACGAUUAGGGUUUUGGGGACCUGACACAGCUCCUUGCAGGCUGGGGAAUUGAUGGGUCCCUGCGCUUAGGACGGCACCGAAGCGGCACAGCCAGGCCCUACAAUCCUCCCUGCUCCUGUACAGACCUCUGCGGUUUUGGGAAGCAGCAGGGGUGAAGAAAUUAGCACGGCUGGUGCCAAGGCCUGGCGGAGGCAGCUAAUGAGGUGAAGAGAGAAGAGAAAACCUGCGUGGCCCGGUGCCUCUCCGCAAGCAGCAAUUCCCAGCGGCGCCUGGCACCCUGCUCCGGACUGGGACGGCAACCUGGGUGCUGGCAAGGGGAGCCGAGAUUUUGGCGAGAGAAGCCGGGGAAGAAAAGUGGUAAAAGGGAGCGGGCAGAGGCCGAGGAGUGAAUGAGGCUGGGGGACGCGCCAGGAGGGCGAGGGGCGGCGGGGGGAUGCUGAGAGCGGGCAGCGGGGCUGUCGGGGGGCGCGCAGGGGGGGUCCUUGGCUACUGCUGGCCCUUGGCUCGCCAUCCCCGGCUGGUUUUUGGCUUUUUGGCUUGGAGGAGCCGAGCCCAGCAGGGCGGGAGGAGCGCGGCAGCCACAGCCCCUCCCCGCAGCCCGCCCCCGAGCCGUGCCGAGCCGGGCUGAGCCGUGCCGGGACAGCGGGUCGGGGGCUCUCAGGGUGCCCCGAAUUGUCUCGGGAUGCCGCCGUGCUGCGUGGGGACCCGCAGCCCACGCUGAAUCGGGGGCGGAGGGGAGGUGAGCGCUCCCCGGCCAGGCUCUGGAUGAAGGCUGAGGAUGUGCUAUGGAGCCGGGAUUCAACUGCUCCGACCUCUGCGGUGCCAGCCCCGGUUUCGGCAGCCAGGAGCAGCAGCAGAGGACGCUGCGGGAGCUCUGCACCGUCACAGUCGUACACGUCUUCUGACCGCGGCGGGAAGAGCUCCCCGUCUUUCUCUGCUGCCCUCCUGGGCGUCGUGUGGACGUUCCUGACCGGAGGGGUCCUGCUGGCCCUCUUCUUUCUGGCCUUCACGAUUCGCUUCAGGAAAAACAGGAUCGUGAAGAUGUCCAGCCCCAACCUCAACGUUGUGACCCUGCUGGGCAGUGGCUUGACUUACACCAGUGCCUACCUCUUUGGGAUUCAGGAGCAGAGCCUGCCGUCCAGGGACUCGGUGGAGACGCUUAUCCAGGUUCGGCUCUGCCUGCUGUGUGUGGGGACCUCCCUGGUGCUGGGCCCUGUCCUGGGGAAGAGCUGGCGGCUCUACAAGGUGUUCACCCAGCGGGUGCCGGACAAGCGGGUGAUCAUCAAAGACCUCCAGCUGCUGGCGAUGGUGGCAGCGUUGGUGUUGGCAGACGCCGUGUUGCUCCUGACGUGGGUCUUCUCCGAUCCGGUCCAGUGCUUCCGAAGCCUCAGCAUCUCAGUGCGGGCGACAGAGAAAGGCAUGACCUGUUCAGUGAGCCGGAUGCAGUCCUGUGCAUCUCUUUAUUCCGAUCUUUGGCUCGUUCUCAUUUUAGGGUUUAAGAGCGUCCUGCUGCUCUACGGGACCUACCUGGCCGGCCUGACCGACAACGUCAGCUCCCCGCCGGUCAACCAGUCCCUGACGCUCGUGGUGGGGGUCAACCUCAUCUUCCUGGUGGCCGGCGCCGUCUUCUUGCUGCACCGUUUCUUCCGCACUUGGCACAACUUGCUCUUUGGCUUCACCUCCGGCGGCAUCUUCGUGUGCACGACUACGAUCAACUGCUUCAUCUUCGUCCCGCAGCUCAGGCAGUGGAAGGCCUUUGAAGAAGAAAGCCAAACCCUCAGCCACAUGGCAAAAUAUUUCACCAGCCCGAGCAGGAGCUGCCACUCGGUGUACAGCGAGGAGCAGCUCUACCAGCUGAUAGGGGAGAAAAACUCCAUGAAGCGGCUGCUGACGGAGAAAAACGCCGUGAUCGAGAGCCUGCAGGAGCAAGUGAACAACGCCAAGGAGAAGCUGAUGAGGCUGAUGUCUGCGGAGGGCGGCUGCGACCCCGCGGUGCUGGCUCCUUGCACCCGGAGCACGGGGUGGCACGGCGAGCGGCGUGGCUGUGCUGCGGCCCCUGGGGAUGUGCCUGGGGACCGCUGCCCCCCGGAUCCGGAGCAGGAUGGGCAGCAGCCUCCUCAGUUGCUGCAUGCAUCGCCACGCAGUCUGGUGCCUUGUAGUGGCGAUGCUCAGGAUCUCUGGAAACGCAUGAGCCACGAGCACAUGCUGCCGGAGGAGCCCGAUUGCUCUCCGGUGCUGCUUUUUGGCACGGGGGAUGACCCCGAACGCAGCCCUAAAGAUGCCCAGGAACAUGGGGUGCUUGCGGGGAAGGGGCAUCCUCUGGAGCCUGGCCAGGACAUCGCAGCUGCUGCGUCCAGAGAGCAUCCCCCCAAGGUCAGCUACGUGAGCAGCGAGAAGCUGCAGGAAAUCUUGCAAGAUCUGAGCCUGGACGGCAGGACCUGCAGCCCGGCCUUCCCUAAACGUGGGGCGGGGAUGUGGGGGGUGCAGGAGGGGUACCCAGCCGCCCGCAAUCCCCUCAGCCCCUACCUGACGAGGCGGAGGCGGCACGUCCCGCUGCCCCCUGCCUCUGCCGGCUUCCCCGUGUCCCCGUCCUCGGUGGGCAGGCUGGGAACGUGGGGCUGCGGGGAGCCAGCAGGGAGGGAAGGUGAAGGAGCUGGCAGAGGGCUCCAUCACCCAGCAUUGUCCUCUCCAUCCAUCCCCACCGAGGGAUGGCCGGAGCCCCAGGGCUGGGAGGCGAGGGGCACGGGCUCAGAGAGUCACCACCACGCUUCCCCGCGGGACUGGCAUCAGCGGGGUGCCCCCGGGGUGCCGGCUCGUCCCGCCCUGCACUCGCUGUACCAUUACCCAGACUCGGACUCCAGCAGCAGCUCCGAGGAGAUGUUUCCCUGCUGCCACCGGCCCUGCUGCCAGGCCUGCCUGCACAGCCCCCGCGGCUCCCUGAGCAGCAGCAGCACGGACACGGACACGGACACGGAGCCUGGCGGGGCCGCAGGACGCUGGCUGGAGCCCCAGGGCAGGGCUCAGCCCGUUGUGAACUUCAAAGAAGAUCUGAAACCCACCUUUGUGUGACCACAAGCACCCCCGCCCCAAAGGCGAGUGCCCCCUUCCUCCUGAAGCAUGCUCUGUGAAUAAAAACACGGUGAUGCAAAAGAAAUGCAUCCCCCUGGGAUGGAGACAGCAGCACUCACAGCCGUGGCCAAGCCACAGCCUCACAGCUGAGGGCAAAUUGGAGACUCUGGAGAGGCUUGGCAGUGCCUGAGCAUGAGCACGGGGUCCAAAGGUGACAUCUCUGCAGGUGGCCUUGCCUUUUGUGCAGCUCGGCUGCACGGUCGUAGGUUAGACUCAGGUUGGCGCUGAAGGAAAGGACAAGCAAGCAGUCUUAAAGAGGAUCUGAAAAGGUUUCUCUCUUUCUUUCUUUUUUUUUUUCUUUUUUUUUUUUUUCUCCUGCAGCUUGUGUGCCCUUCCGUAUGCCUUUGUGGUGGAUGAAGUAGCCUGGAAUGUUUUAGGUUUGUUUAAAUUAAUAUGAUCUGUUUAAUUUUAUUAUUAUUAUUAUUAUUAUUUUGUCUGAGAAAUAUCAAAAGCAGCAAACGCGGUGUGCCCACUAUUUUUGGGAUGUUUGUGGAGGCCUUUCAGCACCUGGCUGCCUUCACAGGAGAAGCGAGGGGCUCUGAAACCUGAAGCCCAGCCCGCGGAGACCCCUUUGCAGGCAGGAUGCCUUUGCUGAAAGGGAUGGUAACGGAGGCACCCCCAACCCCGAUAUGGAUGAUGCAGAUCCCUCUCAUUAUCCUUUAUGAAGGUCAAAUAUCUCGCUGCUGUAUCCCCUCACCAGCACCGCCUUUUCUUCCCCAGCACUUCUUCCCCGGAUUUGCUGAAUCCUGCAUUCCUAGGGCAAACCACCAAACCCCAUCACCUUAAGGAGAAAAAUAUCCCCACAGCCCCUCAUCAUUCCCGAUACGGAAACUCCCCAAAGUGUGAUCCCAAUUCCCAAAUCCCGUGUCCUGGGGGGCAGAGGUAUCCCUUUCACCAGCUGUUGGGCUGGAUGGAUGCUGACCACAGCGGGCAGGUGGUGGGCAAAGGGCUGGGGCUGCCACCCGUUCCUGCUCACCCCUGCAGAGGAGGAGGCGAAGCAGCGGGGUUUGGUGUCCUGGGUUUGAUGCCUGCCAGGUGGGAUGGGGCAAGAGAUGGCAGCAUGGUCAUGGGGAACGAUCAAACGCUGAGCCAUCUGGAAGCAGCUGAUAUAAAAAUUAACUUGAAAUCUACUGGCGAAUGCAGAAAAAAUCCUCUGGGGGACUUUGAACCAGUGGUGUGUUUGGAA
Molecule: messenger RNA, 6708 nt
Organism: Anas platyrhynchos (mallard)
Lineage: Eukaryota; Metazoa; Chordata; Aves; Anseriformes; Anatidae
Source: RefSeq, a predicted model, not a curated record